CAGCAUAUUAAUGGACAUUUAAAGAUCUUUCAUCAGGGUUUCGGAUCCGUGACUUCGAUCAACUAGACCAGCAGUUGAAAAGAUUCACAGGUUUAUAGAUAGUUCAUGGUUUUGUGGUCAUAUUGAUAAGUUUUAAAUCUAACAUGUAUGUGUCUUACAUGGUAUAACGUAACAACGUCAAUUAUACUAACAAAAACAUUAUUCUAUUGUGAUUUAUACCUCAUAAUGGUAUUAAUAAGGAGACAAAAGAUGUCUGUUAAAGUCGUCUAAGUUUGAAAAGAGGAUUAAUUUAAUUUAUUGUAUUUUUCGUCUUAAAUACUCCAAAUGUCGACACAAAAACUGGGAUCUGUUACGUUACCGCCAAUCAAUUCAGUCCGAAAUAAUGGCGGUACCAGCCCCGGACCUAUGAAUGGCAUAUUCACAAAUAGAUCUAAUGCACAACAAUUACUCUACCGUAGUGUACCAGCUAAGAACUCUGGCGAAUCUUUCUCUGAUAUGCUAAGUAGUUCAUCAAUGGGAAAAUACGGCAGACAACAUUUAAUUUCUUCAAAUUCUCCAAUGGAAUAUGCAGAACGCUUUAAAGCUAGGCCAAUGACCAAACCCACACUAGUCGAAUUUGCUACAAAGGAACUUGACAAAGUGAAACGUCAUUCGAAAUCGAUGAGAACUUCGAGGAGACAGAUUGAAGGAUUCUUUCCACCCAUGAAAUUAAGAAAGAAUGGAAAACCGCUCACACCUGAUAUGAUGGAUACUCAAAUGGCAACAAAAAUGGAACUUGCACCGACAGCGUAUUCAGACAUUAGAUCAAAAUCUGAAAGAGGAUUUAUGGCAAAUUCUCCAUUCAUACGGAGAACCCCAGACUCCUUUCGGACAGUGCAAACAUUUCCAGAAAACAAUAUAGUCUACCCGAGUGUUAUUUCUGAACAGGAUGGCGAAUAUGACGAUCUAAGUAUGUUACCACCGCCUAAAAAAAUUCUACCCAAACGAGAACUUCCAUGGGUGUUCCGAUAUAAGGUCAAAAGAAACAUGAACGAGCUCGCUAAAAUAAUGGCUAGCAAACCACCGUCGAUACCAACAACGGAGUCUCCUUCUUGAAACGGAACUUUUCGAAAUAUAAACUAUACUUAGUGCUAAUUAUUGCAUUAAGAUUAAAAGAUUAUUUCAGAUGAGCGGUUUUGUUAUAAUCGUUAAUCGUCGUUGGAAUAUAAUUGUUUACAAAAACUGUGUAUACAAUUAUAAUCCAAUUAUAUCAAACCUUCUGUGAUCUAUACCAAUUGUGCUUUAAUAUUUAAUAAUACCCGAAAGAUCUUGUCUUGUGACGGAAUUACACCUUUGUUGUUAUAGAUUAAGAUAGCUCAAAAGCAUGUAUUUAUUCAUUGUUCUUUCGAGUAUAAAAGAGUUUAUCUAUUA
Mytilus californianus (California mussel) is the source of this 1410-nucleotide messenger RNA. RefSeq lists its product as uncharacterized. The record is from RefSeq and is a predicted model, not a curated record. NCBI's taxonomy places the organism in Eukaryota, Metazoa, Mollusca, Bivalvia, Mytilida, Mytilidae. The coding region runs from base 325 to 1095 and encodes 256 amino acids. The transcript is spliced from 2 exons.